Messenger RNA from Scaptodrosophila lebanonensis, 528 nucleotides. It is a transcript of the gene RpL23, whose product is annotated as 60S ribosomal protein L23. Bases 52 to 474 code for a protein of 140 amino acids. Gene Ontology annotation, molecular function: large ribosomal subunit rRNA binding; structural constituent of ribosome. The transcript has 4 exons. NCBI's taxonomy places the organism in Eukaryota, Metazoa, Arthropoda, Insecta, Diptera, Drosophilidae. The record is from RefSeq and is a predicted model, not a curated record. Gene Ontology annotation, cellular component: cytosolic large ribosomal subunit; ribosome. Gene Ontology annotation, biological process: translation.
GUGAACCAGCUCUUUCUUUUUACUUCCCUUUGGUUCCAAACAAGCAGCAAAAUGUCGAAGAGAGGACGUGGUGGUACCGCGGGAGGAAAAUUCCGCAUCUCAUUGGGUUUGCCCGUUGGCGCUGUUAUGAAUUGCGCCGAUAACACAGGUGCCAAAAACUUGUAUGUCAUUGCUGUCCAUGGCAUUCGCGGUCGCCUGAACCGUCUGCCAGCUGCUGGCGUUGGUGACAUGUUCGUGGCCACAGUUAAGAAGGGCAAGCCAGAGUUGAGAAAGAAGGUUAUGCCUGCUGUAGUAAUUCGGCAGCGCAAGCCGUUCAGAAGGAGGGAUGGCGUUUUUAUAUACUUUGAGGACAAUGCCGGGGUCAUUGUGAACAAUAAAGGAGAAAUGAAGGGCUCGGCCAUAACCGGGCCCGUUGCUAAGGAAUGCGCUGAUCUGUGGCCCCGUAUCGCAUCGAAUGCAAGCUCUAUUGCCUAAGCAGUUUCCCUUUCAAUAAAACAAACAACGGAACACAAGAUGUUUAAAUAAGAA